Anoplopoma fimbria (sablefish) is the source of this 3374-nucleotide messenger RNA. Its product is annotated as oxysterol-binding protein-related protein 3-like. The record is from RefSeq and is a predicted model, not a curated record. Gene Ontology annotation, molecular function: cholesterol binding. Gene Ontology annotation, cellular component: intracellular membrane-bounded organelle; cytosol; perinuclear endoplasmic reticulum. The transcript is spliced from 21 exons. The coding region runs from base 203 to 2737 and encodes 844 amino acids. NCBI's taxonomy places the organism in Eukaryota, Metazoa, Chordata, Actinopteri, Perciformes, Anoplopomatidae.
GUGACGAGCAGCAGAAAGCCCGAAGCCAGGUACCGCAUGUCUCCAUAGGAUGCUGUAGCAGAACCGCAGAACCUGCCGACUUUGGUGCCGUGACCUUCAAAGGUCAGAGUGAUGCUACUGGUGGCUCCGUUGUGAUCUCUGCUGCUGCGGUUUCCACAGAAACGAAACAACGGUGGGCAGAAAGCACUCGAGUCGCAAAAAGAUGACGACGCAGUCGCCCACUCACAGUGACAGCAGCGGCUCCUCUAAGCACGACAGUAACCAGGACAGCUGGGAGAUUGUGGAGGGGCUCAGGGGGGUUCCUGCCAGCAUGCAGGAGCCUGACAGACAGGAGGGCUUCCUGCUCAAGAGGAGGAAGUGGCCCAUGAAGGGGUGGCAUAAGAGAUACUUUGUGUUGGAGAAAGGCAUCUUGAAGUACGCAAAGCGUGGAACUGAUCUGAAGAAGGGAAAGCUUCACGGCUGCAUCGAUGUCGGCCUCUCUGUCAUGUCAAUCAAGAAGAAGGCCAUGUGUAUCGACCUGGACACAGAGAAUAACAUCUAUCACUUGAAGGUGAAGUCUCCAGAGCUGUUUGAAGAGUGGAUGUCGAAGCUGCGUCAUCACCGUGUGUUUAGGCAAAACGAGAUUGCCAUGUAUCCCCACGAGAGGCACCUCUUCAACCCCCACGCCUCCUCCUCCCCCUCCCUCACCGACACCCUAAGAAAAAGGGCUACUCUUACUAAGCAGGCGUCAGUCCAGCAGGCAAAGGUCAGUUCUUGGUUGCAUUCUUCAGAGGACAUGAACAAGUGCUGCAAAGAUUUGGAGGAAUGCGAAUCGUACAUGCUCGAACUCAACCUGCUGCUGAAGAGCAUGGAGGUCCUCCACCGGACAUACUCAGCCCCAGCCAUCAGUGCACUACAAGCGUCUAAUUAUGACAUGCCCAAAAAAGAGAAGAGGCCAAGGAGAUGGCGAUCCAAAAACAAUGGCAAAGAAACCAAAGCCACACUACAGGUACCAAGCUGCAUCUCCUCUCAGUCCCCUCGUCUCCACGCCUCCAACCCCAACCUCUCCACCACUGACUCAAACACCCAGGAGGUCUGUCCCGAAUCCCCAGACUCGCCUACGGACGCGUCCCGUCUGCAGGAGGACUUCUGCAUGCUGGCAAACAACAUCCACACCACACUGAAGUCAGCCUUUAGUUCCCUAGUAUCGGAAAGAGACAGACUGAGGCACGCCAUCGACAGGCAGGCCCCACAGCCAGCGCAGGUCAUUGGCUUGAAGACCACCUAUGCCUCGGUGAGUAGGACUCAAAAAUCACAACUGUCCACCAACUAUCACCUCAGGUUCAUUUUCACUAAACUGACUUCUUAUUAUCAUCAGGAAUGUCCAGGAGGGUCUCACUCUUUGGUCCACCAGGUGUCCAAUGAGAGCAAAGUGUCCAUCCCAGAGUCCAUAUCAGAGUUUUUUGAUGCUCAGGAGUACCUCCUCUCCUCUUCCUCUUCCGAGAAUGAGGUCUCUGAUGAUGACUCGUACAUUAGUGAUGUCAGUGACAGCAUGUCCAUGGAUACCUACAGCAACGAGGGAGGCAGUGUGAGACACAACUCUGUUAGCAGCGUGGUGACCGUGGCUCGUCGGCGCUCCACGCUGCCCUCCACCAGCCCCACCAGCAGCGUGAGCCUGUGGAACAUCCUGAGGAACAACAUCGGUAAGGACCUGUCCAAGGUGGCCAUGCCAGUGCAGCUCAAUGAGCCGCUCAACACCCUGCAGAGGCUGUGCGAGGAGCUGGAGUACAGUGAGCUGCUGGACACCGCCAACAACACCCAAGACCCUUACCAGCGCAUGGUGUAUGUCGCCACGUUUGCAAUAUCCGCAUAUGCAUCCACGUACCAUCGAGCAGGAAGUAAGCCCUUUAACCCUGUCCUUGGAGAGACGUACGAGUGUGACAGACCUGAUAAAAGCUUCAGGUUUAUAGCUGAACAGGUGAGUCAUCACCCACCUGUGUCAGCAUGCCACUCUGAUUCAAGGAACUUCACCUUUUGGCAAGAUGUUCGAUGGAAAAAUAAGUUCUGGGGAAAAUCCAUGGAAAUUGUUCCCAUGGGAACCACACAUGUCACACUACCUGCGUUUGGGGACCACUACGAAUGGAACAAAGUGACGUCGUGCAUCCAUAACAUCCUGAGCGGUCAGCGCUGGAUCGAACACUACGGAGAGAUGUCCAUCAAAAAUCUCAACAGUGACGCCUGCCAGUGUAAAGUCACAUUUGUCAAGGCGAGGUCAUGGAGCUCUACAGUGAACGAGAUAGAGGGCGUGGUCACAGAUUCAAAUGGAAAAGUUGUACACUCCAUCUUUGGAAAAUGGCACGAGUCCGUUUUCCAAGGAGACCCACCUUCUGCCACGUGUAUCUGGAGAGCAAACCCCAUGCCAGUGGAACAAGACCAGUACUAUGGCUUCACCCAGUUUGCAGUGGAGUUAAAUGAGCUGGACUCCCCUCUGAGACCUCUUCUGCCCCCCACGGACACACGCUUCAGGCCGGACCAGAGGCUGUUGGAGGAGGGGAACACAGAAGGAGCCGAGGAGCAAAAACAGAGGAUAGAGCAGCUCCAGAGGGAGAGGAGGAAAGUGCUGCAGGAAAACAACAUGAUGCACCAGCCACGCUUUUUCAAGAAGUCAGACAAUGACACGUGGGUGAGCAACAACUCCUACUGGGAGCAGCGCAGAGACCCUGGCUUCAGUAAAAUAGACUUACCUGUGUUGUGGUGACCUCUGGAUUUUACCAAACCUCUUGACGACAACUUAUCAUCGAGAGGGAAGUAUAAAACUGAACUGAGACCAGCCUCCAAGUGCCCUGACCUGCUUAACAUGAGUUACCCCAUGUCAGGGUAACCCAAACCUAUAUGGACAAACCUGCUUCCUCUUUCAGGACUGAGCAGAGCCUGUAGAACUUCUGUUUUGUUUCUCCUAUUCUCAUAACUGUAAUUGACAAAGCGUCAGUGUAAAGAUUCAUAUCAUGUUGUGUUGCAUUUACCAAAGUGCCUUUUAUUGCAGUGCCUCACUCAAUCAACUGCUGUAGCAGUUAUGCAAAAACACUUUUAUUCUAGAGACUUUAAAUACUUGUUUGGAUGAUGUGAGUAUGAUAUGUGGACUUCACUGGAGAGAAAAGGAUCAAGGUUGGGAGUGAACUUCCUCCAUCCAGUCAGCAUCGUGACCCAAGGAUUUUGACAUGACAUAAACCAAAAGCUGAUCAGAUGUUCUGAUUAUAAAUGAGACUUUAGCCUUUUUCAGUAUGCUGCCUUGUUAUAAUGAGUCAUGAUGUCAUAAGGCUGUGGAUAAUGUUUAUCAAUGAGGAAAACAACAAUGAUGCUCUAUGUUUAAAAAAAGAUAAUAAACUGUACAAUGG